GGGCAGGCGCGCCGGCUGCAUCCCCAUCCUCGGCGUCGCCCGGCACGGCGCGCGGGCGAGCGGCGCGGGCGGCCGGACCGCGGCAGGCGGAGCGCCAGGCCGGCCAUGGCCACCACCAGCACCACGGGCUCCACCCUGCUGCAGCCCCUCAGCAACGCCGUGCAGCUGCCCAUCGACCAGGUCAACUUUGUCGUGUGCCAGCUCUUCGCCUUGCUAGCAGCCGUUUGGUUUCGAACUUACCUCCAUUCAAGCAAAACUAGCUGUUUUAUAAGACAUGUCGUUGCUACCCUUUUGGGCCUUUAUCUUGCACUUUUUUGCUUUGGAUGGUAUGCCUUACAUUUUCUCGUACAAAGUGGAAUUUCCUACUGUAUCAUGAUCAUCAUAGGAGUGGAGAACAUGCACAAAUAUUGUUUUGUGUUUGCUUUGGGAUACCUCACAGUGUGCCAAAUUACUAGAGUCUAUAUCUUUGAUUAUGGACAAUAUUCUGCUGAUUUUUCAGGCCCAAUGAUGAUAAUUACCCAGAAGAUCACUAGUUUGGCUUAUGAAAUUCAUGAUGGGAUGUUUCGAAAGGAUGAAGAACUGACUGCAUCACAGAGAGGUCUGGCUGUAAGACGCAUGCCAAGCCUCCUGGAGUACUUAAGUUACAACUGUAACUUCAUGGGCAUCCUGGCAGGCCCACUCUGCUCCUACAAAGACUACAUUACUUUCAUCGAAGGCAGAUCGUACCACAUGACACGGUCAGGCGAAAACGGAAAAGAAGAAACACAGAACGAGAGAGCAGAGCCAUCUCCAAAUGUUGCAGUUAUUCAGAAGCUCUUAGUCUGUGGACUUUCCUUACUAUUUCACUUGACCAUCUCUAACACCUUACCUGUGGAGUAUAACAUCGAUGAGAAUUUUCAAGCUACCGCUUCAUGGCCAACAAAAGUCAUCUAUCUUUACGUCUCUCUUCUGGCUGCCCGACCCAAAUACUAUUUUGCGUGGACAUUAGCGGAUGCUAUUAAUAAUGCUGCGGGCUUUGGUUUCAGAGGAUAUGAUGAAAAUGGAACGGCUCGUUGGGACUUAAUUUCCAACUUGAGAAUUCAGCAAAUAGAGAUGUCAACAAGUUUCAAGAUGUUUCUUGAUAAUUGGAAUAUUCAGACAGCUCUUUGGCUCAAAAGGGUGUGUUACGAACGAGCCUCCUUGAGUCCAACCAUCCAGACGUUCGUUCUGUCCGCCAUCUGGCACGGGGUUUACCCGGGGUAUUACCUGACGUUUCUCACGGGAGUGGUGAUGACACUGGCAGCACGAGCCAUGAGAAAUAACUUUAGACAUUAUUUCAUCAAACCUCCCCAGCUUAAAUUAUUGUAUGAUGUUAUAACGUGGAUAGUGACUCAAAUAGCAAUAAGUUACACAGUUGUGCCAUUUGUACUUCUAUCUGUAAAACCGUCAUUCAUGUUUUACAGCUCCUGGUAUUACGGCCUGCACAUUGCUGGUAUCUUAGUAUUAUUGUUGUUGCCGGUGAAAAAAACUCAAAGAGGAAAGAAUACACAGGAAAAUGUUCAGCUGGCACGAUCCAAAAAGUUUGAUGAAAGAGAAAAUUCCUUGGGACAGAAUAGUUUUUCCACAACAAACAAUGUUUGCAAUCAGAAUCAAGAAAUAGCCUCUAGACAUUCAUCAUUGAAACAGUGAAGGGGAAAAUAUGCUGACGGCUAUUUUUUCUAUGUUAACAGAAACCACUCUUAGCACCUUUCAAGGGAUUUGUGUUUGUUUGAAAAGAGAUUAAGUGGGGGGACAUCUGACAGAUCUAGGUAGGGAAUUUCCUGUAUAGCAGAUUGGAAACGGAGUGAAUAACCCCUCCCAGGCCAUGUCCCUGUGGGCCACGCCUUAUAUAAAAAUAUUUCCAUUAUUUCAAUGGGCACUCAGGACCUCAGCAUAUGUCCACACGGUCAUAUGUGUGCCCUGUUGCUGAAUGUAUGUUGCGUAUCCCAAGGCACCGAAGAGGUGGACAGGUAAUUGUGUCAAUCUGGAUGAUUGAGAGAAAUUAACUUUUCCAAAUGAAUGUCUUGCCUUAAACCCUCUAUUUCCUGAAAUAUCGUUCCUAAAUGGUAUUUUCAAGUGUAAUAUUGUGAGAACACUAUUUCGAUAUUUGAUGUUAUAUGCUGUAAAGGAAUUCUGGAGGAAUUUUGAAACAGGAUAUUUAAGAUGUGGAUACUUUAAAAAUGCAAUAAACAUCUCAGUAUUGGAAGGGUUUUCUUAAAGUAUCUCAGAUGACUACAGUACGUAGCGAAACCGCAAACAGGACCGGAUGCCAAAUUAUACGUAGCUUAUUUUCCUGGAGAAUUUAAUUACUUUGUGUCAGUCAGAGCCCGUCAGGGAAGAAUUUCUUCAACACAAUUAAAGGUGGGUAAUGGGAUAUUUUAAGUUUAUUUUCUUAAAAAAAAAAAAGCAAGAGAAGAUGACAAGGGAAGGAAGGAAGGAAGGCAUGAAUGAAGGAGACCCCACGAGGACUGGCGGAGAGCCUGCUGGGAUGGGGCACAGGUGCACAGUGUAGGUACCACGUGCUCCGCAGACGAGCUUUUCACCUUGACUUAGAUAUCUGAGUUCUUUGUGAUUAUGUAAGACAUCAAAAUGUAAUAACUUUUUAAUGUGGUGGACUUUGAAAUGAAAUUUAUCAAGCAUAAAUUUUAUAGGAUUGUUAGAGGGAUCACGAAAACAAUAGUGGUGGAUUGUGUGAGGGUUAUGGAAGAGAAAUCACUGAGUAAGGUGACUGUCUAGUCACUUUCUUAUCCUUAACAGCUUACUUCCUAUUUGGGAAAGUUUUAGGGAGAUGAAAGCUUAAAGUCGUGGGGUCUGGCCCACAUUUUUAGAAAAUAAAAAUAAAUCCGUUUCCAGACUCUUAAAUUCUUACAUUAAAAUGUUGCUCUUCACUCUUUUUAAUGAGUUUUAGGUUCUGUGAGUAGAAGAGUAUGCUUUUAUCUUACAGGCCAUUUUCCCCAUAAUUGAUCUCACCUUGAAUUACUAGAUGUCUCCUUUAACGCCACAGUCUGGUGAGGGGCGUGGUAAGCUGAAAGCAGAGGAGGGGACUGCGAGGCCAUCCUGGAGUGUAGGGCUUCGGCGGCAGAUGGUGAACCACGGGAUCAUGGGGUUUGAGAGAAGAGCGGGGGACACGGCCUUCUGACUUCACCUUUAUUUGACCAGUCUUUGAUUUGACUUCACCUUUAUUUGACCAGUCUUUGAUUUGACUUCACCUUUAUUUGACCAGUUCAUUUCCUUUCUGCCUUGCAUUUUUAAUGCAGUGCAAAUUGGUUAGGUGUGGUGUGUCUUUUAUUUUUGUCGUUAGUAAGUUUGUAAGUGAAGUUACAGCAGAACCCCUAUCUGGCUUGAGCUGCGCAGCAUUUCAUUUAAAGAGAAACAGCAAGCGUCCUUGGAACUGGUGAGGUCUCAGUCAGCAAAAACAUCAGCGUAUCUUUUUAGAACUUUAGAAACAUCCUGGUCUUUGUUUAUAGCAAAUGUGGUUAUUUUUCUAAAGGUAAAAUUUUUCCACCUGCUGAGGUCAGCCAUACCCUGCUACUUACUUCCCAGGAAAGGACAAGAUAGCUAAAUAAAUUUUCUCCGUUUUCCCAUGCAUUGAAAUUAAGCCAGCUGUGUAACGUGAGACGAUGGAAAAGAAUAAUCAUGGAAAAUAUCUGCCCCCGAAAGGUCUCCUUAGUUUAAUUACUGCUGCAGAGAAUCUGAUCACUAUUUUUCAAAAGUAAACAAAUUCAGGGCUUACAGGACAAGUCUAGGCAUGGCAUAAAUGAAAAUAAGAAAGCUUAAUAAAACUUUUUUUCAGCCCACCUCUAGCCAAUAAUAAAUAAUAACUUUAUUUUUAUCACCUAUGUCAUUUCUCUGCCUGUAAACCUAAAAUCACUGUUACCUGUUUCUUGUUCAAUGAAUGUCCUCAUGGUGUUGCCAUCCAGGAAGCAAGAUGAUUGAAUAAUUUUCCAAUUACUUUGAAGAUGAUACAUUAUCUAUACAGAUUGACUGAUUUUCAUGCCUUUGGAUCAACUAGUUUUUUGGUUUUUGUAUGAAAUGGUUUUAGGAUAGCUUUUCUCUAAUUUUGUAGAAAUUCUCAUAAGUAUGUAAUCUAGAAAAACUAAAGAAAUCUAAUUCUCGACUUUUCUUCUCAAGAAGAAACACUUUGUGCUGUGUGAAAUGACUGUAUCUACUCGGAGUGUUGUAAGGAUUAAUACUUCUACUUGAAGUGGAAACUGGCAUAUCUCUACUACUGUUAAGUAUAAAGGGACUCGUUGUACUAUGUGCUUGCUUCUUUUUUAAUCAACACAGUAAGAUUCAGUCCAUAUUUAUAUUAUUUCUCCACUCUUCAGUUGUCAUGAAACGACUCCAGAGAUGAUCGGUGAACAUCAUUAUUAUACUACUCAGGGAAAAAAAAAAAAAAGGGAACAAAAACAUUAUUCUUCCCUCAAUUUCAUUUUCUUGAAACAGUAACAGUUAAUUUGAUGUAUCUCAGUGAUCACCAUUUUACAAGUAGCUUAAUCUCAGUUUUAAAAAUGAGCAUUUUUAUUGGAACUCAGGGUAAUUGGAGAAAUGUAUGCAGCUUCUAAAACAUCCAGCAUAGUAGAGAAAGUUUCUUUGGCUUCAACGAUGUCCAGCCACCACUUUCGCCACCACCAUACUUUUGGUUAAGAAGUAUUUUUGUUAUUGACCCCUGCCGUGUGUGACAGGCAUAUGCAGGAUUUCCAUAGAUAACAGUUUUCAGGAAACUUUGCAGUACGAAGAGUGGUUCUUUUUUAAAGGGUGAAGGUAACGCACACGGAAACACUGAUUGUCCUGGGAGAUCUGGACGUUCAUCUGGCUCUGUUAUUAAGGAACCUUAGGAUCUGGGCAAGUUGCCUGUCCUCUGGAUCAGAGUUUCUUAAUAAGAAAGUAAAGGAUCAGUUCUAAAAGUUUAUGACCAGUCGAUUUGUAAUGAAUGGAAGCCAUUAGCAAGAUGUGUAGGAGUCACGGACAAAGGCAGAUUCACAAUCAGAACUAUUGUCAUGGUCAUUUACUUUUAUUACUUGAGCAGCUCCAAGCCCAGACUUUUCAAAAGGUUUUCUUGGCAACCGAGGAAAAUCUUUCAAUCCCUUAAAUCAGAAGGCGUGGCAGCAUAACCUUUCUACUGAAUAUAGCCCUUCACAUGAAUCCUUGAUCAUGAAAUAGUCUCUAGUGAAGGAAACAGACCUUCCUUUUGCUUUCUCUGCUUGUUUGUUCAUUUGUGCCGUGUGAAAUUGAAGGUGAUCUGUCCUAGAAUCUGUCAGUGCAACCCACCAAGUUUACUGGACAGGGUUUACCACUUUAAACUACAGAAGACAUGUUAAAACUCGGCCGUGAAAAUAAUGACAAAAUUUAUACUUUUAUUCAAGGACUAGAUUGUGUUUAGGACAAAAAAAGUCUUUCCUAUUUAAAAUUCAUACCCUGUAAAUUUUAGUUUGUAUAUUCACAAACCACUUGGGCACUUACACUUUUUUGUUUCCUUAUUAUAAACUCCAAAAUCAUUAGUUACUUGAUGUUAAGGGUUCUCCGUUAAAACUGAAAGAAAAAAUUACUUGAGAGAAUAGUUGUUUCAGAAUGGUGCCUGCUGUUGCGUCAAUGGAGGACUUGUCCGGAGUUUUACAUCUAAACCGGUAUUUGAUGGAGUUUCGUUCACCCACUGGUGGUCUAUCCUGGCUGAAAUUGAGUACAUCAGAUUUCACAUAGGUGCGGAAUUCUAUGUAACACUGUGAAAUGUAAUCUUAACUGCCCUCAAGUACCUUAUUAAACUCUUCCUCUGAACCAAGUGUACAUUUAAGGAAUGGCUGAUCAUUUAUACGAGUACCUUAGAUGCAGAAAGUUCCUUCUGCAGCCGUCCUCGUGAGAGUGGGUUCGUAUCAGUGCACGCUCCUAAUGCCGAAGGAAAAGAUGGGCUAAAGUGUACCUGAAAUUGGGAUUGGAAAGAUCAGAGAGUAGAGGGUCUCCACAGUGUGUUUCUGCAGCACCGUGUAGUCAAAUCUAUGUAUAGUGACUCUCGUUACCGAAGAGAAUUUACAAUGAAAUUUUCCAUGUUGGUGUUUUAUAGGAAUGCUCUUAUAAUCAAUGACUAGGCUGCUUUUUGAGGCUCUCAUUGUAUAGAGGAUGCAGCCAGUUACAUUUUAAUCAGUGGGCUGCUUAUUAAUGUUUUUAUAUGUUUUAAAAUAAUAUUUAUUUUAAUAGAUUUUUAACAUGGAAAUCCCAGUAAACAACUGACAAGCUCUAUAGUCUAUUGAUUGGGAAGACUUUCUGAAAUGGCGCCUGAAGACACAUUUUUAUGCCGACUGAUUUGUCUCGCCUUUAGAAUUAAUGAUACCUGUCUUCUUUUAGAAAACCUUUUAUAAAGCAAAACCAAACCAAAAUGACCCCAAGACUCUAUGUCCUAGAAAUAACAACAUAAAGAAAGAUCCAUGCGGAAUCACUGUCUAAAGCUGAAGUCCGUGACGCACGGCCAUCUCUCCGCUCACGUGUCGUCAGAUUUUGCUGCCGCAGAAAGAAAUGGAAAUAAAAUGAAAAACCAAAAGAUACAGAGCAACACCCAACACAAUGACUAGCCAUUUUCUUAAUAACAUGUUUCAAGUGGAAAGAGGAGCUACCUUUUCCUGGAGUCGUAAAUGACUGUGCCCUGGCCAGUCUCUAUCUUGGGGUAACUUCUCUGAGAAAUUAACUUGGUAAUACCGCUGUUUUGUCCUUCACCGCUAAAGGACACCCGUGAAGAGUUUGACAGACUUCAACAUCUGCCUCCUUCCCAGUUUUAAGUAUUUUUGGUCCUGUAUGUGCAGAUUGGUCAACAAAGUACCUUUGCUCCUGACUUUGUGUCACAAGGAGAAAGGAAUCAAACACCCCACACAGACAUGUUCCAAGCCAAGCUUCGUCUGUCACCUAUGCACGACCGCCUCUCGGAACCAGAAAGGCACCGCGUGAAGCAGUAGGGAUGACACUAGAGAUAAUUCAGGUGGAAAGAGAGAAACCCUUCUACGUGCAGAGGGAGACCGUAUGAGCUCAUUCCUGCCUGCCUUGAAGAGUCGUGUCUUGACCUGUGCCUAGGAGCGGUCGGACAUCGUCGCCCGAACGUGGGGAGGGGGCCCCAGCUGUAACAGCCGGUUUUUGUCGUCUGCCUUCCCCGGGUAAGACUAGAAUGUGGCGUUCUGUGCUUUUUUGUUUUUGUUACUCCAAAAUAUUUUUUUAAAGAAGGGUUAUUUUUCAACAGAUCCGUAAACUAUUUCUUGUUGUAUGGUUCUCAGUUUGAACUCCCGCUGUGUCGGUUACACUGUGACGUGAUGAUUUCAUAACCCCUCCUCUCCAGUCCGUGUCCCUGGCGCUGCUGGCUUAUUGCUGGGUUUUACAGAUGUUUUUAACUUGCGUAUAAAUGUUUUUUUUCUAAUUUCUGUGUCUUUAAAACUGAUUAAACGGUAGUUUAAAAAUA
Molecule: messenger RNA, 7453 nt
Organism: Prionailurus viverrinus (fishing cat)
Lineage: Eukaryota; Metazoa; Chordata; Mammalia; Carnivora; Felidae
Gene: MBOAT2
Product: membrane bound O-acyltransferase domain containing 2
Exons: 13
Coding region: 106-1668 (520 amino acids)
Biological process (GO): lipid modification
Cellular component (GO): membrane
Molecular function (GO): acyltransferase activity
Source: RefSeq, a predicted model, not a curated record